Messenger RNA from Sinocyclocheilus rhinocerous, 729 nucleotides. RefSeq names its product fibroblast growth factor 12a (gene fgf12a). The record is from RefSeq and is a predicted model, not a curated record. The transcript has 3 exons. NCBI's taxonomy places the organism in Eukaryota, Metazoa, Chordata, Actinopteri, Cypriniformes, Cyprinidae. The coding region runs from base 275 to 637 and encodes 120 amino acids.
UUUUAAUUUAAUUGUUAUUAUUAUAGCUUUUUUGCUUCUAAGAUGGAGAACGGAAAAUAUGCUUUAUGUAAUCGUGUGUGAAACUCACAGCCGUCUGGGUAGAUCGUCUGAGAAGGGGAUGAGAUUUCAGUCGUAAUUCACAGGAUCCUCUGAAUUUUUCGCAAGGAAUUGGAAUGAGAUCUGGCUAAUUUUUCGCAGACAAUCCAGUCUUGUUUAUUAAUUAUUCCCAGUAAUUGCGUUACUGUCGAACAGCUCGUUUAACUGAAUACUCGAGAUGGCUGCGAUCGCCAGUUCUCUGAUCCGACAAAAACGCCAGGCGCGGGAAUCCAACAGCGAUCGGGUAUCUGCCUCCAAACGCCGCCCCAGUCCCAGCAAAGACCCCCGCUCUCUCUGCGAGCGACAUUUCCUGGGGGUCUUCAGUAAAGUCCGCUUCUGCAGCGGCAAGAAAAGACCUGUUCGCCGGCGACCAGAUGCACCCUCGAAACCUCCACAGGUGUCCCGUAAGGGCGUCAGGCUAGAGCCGCAGCUGAAAGGCAUUGUGACACGACUGUUCAGCCAGCAGGGUUUUUACCUGCAGAUGCAGCCAGAUGGAACCAUCGAUGGCAUCAAGGAUGAGAACAGCGACUACAGUGAGUGAUUGGAACUGCAAAUGUGCAUGCAAAGCAGAGUUAAUUGUACCACACUAAUUGCAUAUAGGGGAGAACGGGGCUUGGUGUCACACUUUUUAUC